AUGUCAAUCUUUCUCUGUUUCCUCUGUCUUUUGCCUAUUUUCUUGAUUUCCCUAUUAAUCUUCUCAAAAAAGCUCAAACCCUCAAUAGGGAACCUUCCUCCAGGCCCCAAGACGCUUCCAAUCAUCGGAAACUUACAUAACCUCCAAGGAUUGCCUCACACAUGUUUCCGCAACCUCUCUCAAACAUUCGGACCGGUGAUUUUUCUCCGUUUAGGAUACGUCCCCUUGGUCGUGAUCUCAUCCAAAGAAGCAGCAGAGGAAGCUCUCAAGACACAAGAUCUUGAAUGCUGCAGCCGACCAGAGACGGUCGCGACCAGAAUGAUCUCUUACAACUUCAAAGACGUCGGGUUCGCUCCUUACGGUGAGGAAUGGAAAGCGUUAAGGAAGCUCGUAGUUGUUGAGCUCCUGAAUAUAAAAAAGUUUCAGUCUUUCAGAUACAUAAGAGAAGAAGAGAAUAACUUGUUGGUCAAGAAACUAACCGAAUCGGCUCUUACUCAAUCUCCGGUGAAUCUUAAGAAGACCCUCUUCACGCUCGUCGCGAGCAUCGUCUGUAGGCUAGCGUUCGGGAUCAAUAUCCACAACUGCGAGUUCGUAGACGAGCACAACGUUGCUGAUCUUGUUCACAAGUUUGAGCUGCUCGUCGAUAGCAUUGCCUUCUCUGACUUCUUCCCUAAAGUGGGUUGGCUUAUCGACCGCAUCUCCGGCCAGAACAAGACACUGAACAAUGUUUUCUCGGAGCUAGACACUUUCUUCCAGAACAUUCUCGAUGAUCAUCUUAAACCUGGAAGGAUAGUAUCAGAGAGCCCUGAUAUCGUUGAUGUGAUGGUUGACGUGAUGAAGAAGCAAGAGAAAGAUGGAGACUCUUUCAAGCUCACCACAGAUCAUUUCAAAGGAAUCAUCUCGGACAUAUUUCUUGCAGGAGUGAACACAAGCGUCAUCACAUUGAUAUGGGCGAUGACAGAGCUGAUUAGAAACCCUAGAGUGAUGAAGAAAGUGCAAGAAGAGAUUAGGACAACACUUGGGGACAAGAAGGAGAGGAUCACAGAAUAUGAUCUAAUUCAGCUUCACUACUUCAAGCUCGUGGUGAAGGAGACAUUUAGGUUACACCCAGCAGCUCCACUUUUGCUGCCAAGAGAGACAUUGUCUCAAGUCAAGAUCCAAGGCUACGAUAUUCCAGCAAAAACACAGAUGAUGAUCAACAUUUACUCGAUCGCACGCGAUCCGAAACUAUGGAAAAACCCGGAUGAGUUUAAUCCUGACAGGUUUCUAGACAGUUGCAUAGAUUACAGAGGACUGAAUUUUGAGCUUUUGCCGUUUGGUUCUGGCCGGAGAACCUGUCCAGGGAUGACAAUGGGGAUCGCCACCGUGGAGUUGGGACUGUUGAAUUUGCUCUACUUCUUCGAUUGGGGUUUGCCUCAAGGGAAGGCUGUGAAAGACAUCGACUUGGAAGAAACUGGAUCGAUCAUUAUCAGCAAGAAAGAAACUCUUGAACUUGUUCCACUUCUUCAUUACUGA
Molecule: messenger RNA, 1515 nt
Organism: Microthlaspi erraticum
Lineage: Eukaryota; Viridiplantae; Streptophyta; Magnoliopsida; Brassicales; Brassicaceae
Source: the annotation of a GenBank genome assembly